Bombus impatiens (common eastern bumble bee) is the source of this 10223-nucleotide messenger RNA. RefSeq names its product dynein heavy chain 7, axonemal (gene Dhc36C). Bases 138 to 10034 code for a protein of 3298 amino acids. The record is from RefSeq and is a predicted model, not a curated record. The transcript has 29 exons. Gene Ontology annotation, molecular function: ATP binding; ATP hydrolysis activity; minus-end-directed microtubule motor activity. Gene Ontology annotation, cellular component: dynein complex. Gene Ontology annotation, biological process: microtubule-based movement. Lineage: Eukaryota; Metazoa; Arthropoda; Insecta; Hymenoptera; Apidae.
UUAGGUAUCUUAGGUUCGAGGAGGAAUUGGAGUCUUACGCGAAACAGGUGGACGAGAUUCAACAUUGGGGAGAUAUAGGAGAAGUGUACAAAUAUCAGAGAAGGGCACAGACUUUAGAGAACCGACUGAUCGCCGCCAUGGAGAAGAUCGAUAAGUUUAACGAAGAAGAAGCAUCGUUUGGCUGGGACAUAACGCAAUAUCCACGUCGUAAACAGAUCGCUGAUCAACUGAAGCCCUUCAAACUACUCUUUGACGCAAUUUGUGACUUUUUGACGAAGCAGGAUAAGUGGUUAAACUCAAUGAUCGGUUCUUAUAAUCCGGAGGACAUCGAUAACGACGUAGGAUACGCGUUCAGAACCAUCUAUAAGCUGGAGAGAAGUUUUCAAGAGCCAGCUUUGAGGCAGCUAGCAGCCAGUGUCCGGGAAAAAAUCGAGGACUUCAGGGAAUACAUGCCGAUCGUUUUUACGCUUGGUAAUCCAGGAUUAAAGGAUCGCCAUUGGGAGCAAAUUUCGGAGAUCAUAAACAUUCCGAUAAAAGUCGAUCCCGAUUUAACAUUGGCGAAGAUUCUGGACAUGAAUUUAGGCAUAUACGUCAGCCAGUUCGAGAGCAUCUCGGACAACGCGUCGAAGGAAGCAACCUUGGAAAGAGCCAUGGAUAAGAUGGAGAAGGAUUGGGCCGAUUUAUACUUUACGGUGAACCCUUUCAAGGAUACUGGUACCUACGUCAUCGCUGGUGUCGAUGAUAUACAACUUCUUUUAGACGAUCACAUCAUUAGGACAGUUACUAUCAAGAAUUCGCCGAACAUAAAACCCUUUGAAGCAAGGAUACUGAGAUGGGAGUACAAACUUCAUUUGCUGCAAGAUAUUCUGGACCAAUGGCUACGCGUGCAGGCGAUCUGGAUGUACCUGGAGCCGAUCUUCACAUCGCCGGAUAUACAGCAACAGAUGCCAGAGGAAGGAAGAAAAUUUUCCGCGGUGGAUAAAACUUGGCGUGACAUUAUGAAGACCGUCCACGCGGAUCCUCGCGUUUUCGUUGUCGUCGAAAUCGAUAAAAUGUUGGAGCGGCUAAAGAAGAGCUACGGAUUACUAGAAGACAUCCAAAAGGGUCUGAAUGAUUACCUCGAAAGAAAACGACUCUUCUUCCCGAGAUUCUUUUUCCUGUCUAACGACGAGUUGCUGGAAAUUCUCUCUGAAACUAAGGAUCCGACUCGGGUUCAGCCACAUCUAAAGAAAUGUUUCGAGGGAAUACAUAGAUUACAUUUUAACGAGGACCUCGAAGUGGUCGCUAUGGUAUCGACAGAGGACGAAGAGGUUCGACUGAUAGAGACGAUAUCCACAGCUGCUGCCAGAGGACAAGUAGAGAAAUGGUUGAUCGAAUUGGAAACGGUUAUGCGAAAAAGUAUACGAAAUGAGGUGCUGCUAGCGAUCCAGGCGUAUCCUACUAAAUCGAGGAAGGUCUGGGUGCUGGAAUGGCCAGGGCAAACGAUUCUUUGCGUUGGUAAAACAUACUGGACUCUACGUAUAGAGGAAUCGAUGCCGUACGGUGUUCAAGGGAUGAAGAGAUACUUGGAUCAAUGUCAGGCAGAACUGAACGACAUUAUAUCGUUAAUCAGAGGCAAACUUUCGAAACAGAAUCGCAUCACUUUUGAAGCUUUAGUUACGCUGGAUGUCCAUGGGAAAGACGUGCUUGCGUCGCUUCACCAGGAGGAAGUGAUCAAGAACACCGAUUUCAAAUGGUUGUGUCACUUGCGUUACUAUUGGCUGGAAGAAAACAUGUGGGCUUACAUGAUAAACUCACAGCAACGUUAUGGUUAUGAGUACCUUGGCAAUUCUUCAAGAUUAGUAAUCACUCCCUUAACGGAUAGAUGUUAUCGAACUCUAUUCGGCGCUUUGAGCCUUCAUCUAGGCGGUGCACCAGAGGGACCCGCCGGAACUGGUAAAACAGAGACGACGAAAGAUCUUGCUAAAGCAGUAGCAAAACAGUGCGUCGUCUUUAAUUGUUCCGAAGGCCUCGAUUAUCUCGCAUUAGGAAAAUUCUUUAAAGGACUGGCUUCUUGUGGCGCCUGGUCUUGUUUUGACGAAUUCAAUCGAAUCGAUCUGGAAGUGUUAUCAGUAGUAGCGCAACAAAUUUUAACGAUUCAACGAGCGAUAAACAGCGGCGCUGAGAAGAUCGUAUUCGAAGGCACGGAGAUCUUUUUAGAUCCAACGUGCGCCAUUUUUAUCACGAUGAAUCCGGGUUACGCGGGGAGAUCAGAGUUGCCGGACAAUCUAAAGGCAUUGUUCCGUCCCGUGGCCAUGAUGGUGCCGGAUUACGCGCUGAUCGCCGAGAACACGCUAUACUCCUAUGGCUUUUAUAACGGUAGACCUCUAGCUGUAAAAAUCGUCACAGCUUACAGACUUUGCUCCGAGCAGUUGAGUAGUCAGCAUCAUUACGAUUAUGGUAUGAGGGCAGUGAAAUCUGUCCUAGUUGCAGCUGGCAACUUAAAGCUCAGGUAUCCUGACGAGUCUGAAGACAUCCUCAUGUUAAGAAGCAUAUUGGAUGUUAACUUGCCAAAAUUUUUGGUUCACGAUCUGCCUCUUUUCGAGGGCAUCGCUUCAGAUUUGUUUCCCGGAGUUGUUCUUCCACCGCCAGAUUAUACUCACCUAAACGCGUGUACGAUGGAUGCAUGUACCGCUGCUAAUAUUCAGUGUACUGAUUUCUUUUUGGAGAAGAUACAGCAGAUCUAUGAGAUGAUGAUCGUCAGACACGGUUUCAUGAUCGUUGGUCUACCAUUUGGAGGGAAAACCUCGGCUUAUAGAAUAUUGGCCGAUUGUCUUGGUUUGUUAGAGGAACGGAAGCUGAUGGACGAACACCGGGUGGAGAUAACCGUUAUCAAUCCAAAGGCGAUCACCAUGGGUCAAUUAUACGGUCAGUUCGACCCGGCCUCGCACGAAUGGAGCGACGGCGUGCUCGCUGUCAGUUACAGAGCUUUCGCGACUUCCACCAACCUGAAUAGGAAAUGGUUGGUCUUCGAUGGGCCGGUCGACGCCCUGUGGAUCGAGAACAUGAAUACUGUCCUGGAUGACAAUAAAAAGCUCUGCCUGACCUCCGGGGAAAUUAUCCAGCUAGCGCCCACCACGAACUUAAUUUUUGAGCCUAUGGACUUGGAGGUCGCGUCACCUGCCACAGUGUCAAGAUGCGGUAUGAUUUACAUGGAACCAGUUAGUUUAGGUUGGAAACCAAUUUUGCUCUCGUGGUUGAACACUUUACCAUUGUCUUUCACGGAGCAUCUUAAAAACCAUUUGCACGAGAUGUACAUGAGGUUUUGUCCUCCACUCCUGCAUCUGCUUCGUUGGGGAGUCAAGGAAUUAAUAACAAUGCAAGACGCUAAUAUGGUUAGGUCUGUGACAUACUUAUUCGAUUGUUUUCUCGACGAGUACCACGACGAGAAGUACCUCCAAACUCUAACAGAUCUAGAUUUAAGGGCACAAGUGGAGGGUUGCUUCUUCUUUUCUUGUAUCUGGGCGUUGGGCGGCACGUUGAUGGUGGACUCCCGUGAAUGCUUCAGCGAUCUCUUUAGAGCAUUAACAGAGAGGGAAUUCCCCGCCGAUGUCAGAGAACGUUUCAAUGUUUCCGAAGAAACUACCGAUCCAUCCAAACCAUACGUAGUAAAUUUACCAAUGACAGGUUUGGUGUUCGAUUAUAAAUACAUCAAAGAAGGUAGAGGCAAAUGGAGACCUUGGAUGGAUGAUCUAAAAGACGUUCCAGUAAUACCAAAAGACAUACCAAUGAAUCAGAUAAUCGUCCCCACGAUCGAAACUGUUCGUUACUUUCAUCUGUUUAAACUGUUAAUUUGUCAUCAAAAACCUAUCCUUUUGGUCGGUCCGACGGGUACCGGGAAGUCAGUGUACAUCAUGGAGUUCUUAUUGAAGAAGAACGACCCAGAAAUUUUCAAACCUCUUUUCGUAAUAUUCUCCGCGCAGACUACUGCCAAUCAAACCCAAGAGAUCAUCAUGAACAAAUUGGACAGACGAAAGAAGGGACUAUAUGGAGCUCCCCCAGGAAAGUAUUGGGUUGUAUUCGUGGACGAUAUCUCCAUGCCACAGAAGGAAGAGUACGGAGCACAGCCGCCUAUAGAGUUGUUGAGGCAAUGGCUGGACCAUUGGACGUGGUACGAUUUGAAGGAAGUGACGCCUAUACAACUGGUGGACGUUCAGCUGGUUUGCGCGAUGGGUCCUCCAUCCAGCGGAUUGGACGUCACGCUACGGUUCAAGAGACACUUCUUUACCCUAGGAAUUUCCGAAUUCUCUGAUGACGUUCUCAAUACCAUCUUCUCCACCAUCGUGACAUGGCACUUUACGAAUAAGGAAUUUCCGGACUAUUACUUUCCUAGUGUCGACUACAUCGUGAGCGGAACCUUAGAUGUUUAUAAAGAAACUAGAGUGUUUCUUCUACCGACACCGGCCAAAUGCCAUUACUUGUUCAACUUACGAGAUUUUUCCAGAGUGAUUCAAGGAGUGCUACUGUGUACGCCUGAAAGUGUCACUAAACCUGCGAGUUUAAAGCGUCUCUGGGUACACGAAGUGUUGCGCGUUUAUGGUGAUCGGUUGGUAGACGACCAUGAUAUUAAGUGGCUCGUCGAGCAGAUACGAAGGACCAUGUUAGAAUAUAUGGAUGACAAUCUGGACCACCUGUUUCAAGAUUUACUUACUGCUAGAUCUGGCACAGUACAAGUAGAGCUUCGAAAUCUGAUUUAUUGUGACUUCUACGAUAUAUUGGCGGAUAAAAAGCUAUAUUCCGAAGUGGAGGAUUUAGACCACUUGGCAAUCGUAGCUGAAGAAUAUCUUGCUGAAUAUAAUUCCAUUUCGAGGACACCGAUGAAUCUCGUUCUUUUCAGAUUCGCCGUAGAACAUCUAUCAAAGAUCUGUCGCAUAAUGAUGCAGCCUCGAAGUCACGCGUUAUUAAUCGGAGUGGGCGGUUCGGGGCGCCAAUCGUUAACGAAAUUAGCAGCUCACAUCUCAGAUUACGAAUUGUUUCAAGUGGAAAUGUCUCAACAGUAUGGUCUAUACGAAUGGCACGAAGACGUAAAAGACAUUCUAAAAAAGAGCGCAGCCAGCGAUCUUCACACAGCUUUCCUGUUUUUGGAUACACAAAUUAAAGAAGAGACUUUUCUGGAAGACAUUAGCAAUCUUUUAAAUUCCGGAGAGGUUCCUAAUAUAUUUGCACCUGAUGAAAUAUCCGAUAUUUGCGAGAAGAUGCGAGUUAUCGAUCGUCAGAGAGACAGAUCCUUGCAGACAGACGGCAGCCCCGUCGCUUUGUUUAAUUUCUUCGUACAAACUGUUCGCGAACACUUGCAUAUCGUGGUCACCAUGUCGCCUAUUGGUGACAAUUUUCGUAUCAGAAUUCGAAAAUUUCCGGCAUUGGUGAAUUGUUGCACGAUAGAUUGGCUGCAACCUUGGCCCGAGGACGCAUUGCUCGCUGUGGCGACUAAAUUCUUGGGCGAAAUCGAUCUAACGGAGAAGGAACGUGACGCCUGCAUCGAGAUGUGCCAAUUCUUUCAUAUGUCCACGCAGGAGUUGACAAAGGAGUUCCUGAGGAAGUCAAAGAGGUACAAUUACGUUACGCCUACCUCGUACCUGGAGCUCAUCAACACUUUCAAGGACCUGCUCGCAAAAAAGAGGAAGGAAGCGCUCGAUGGGAAAAAAAGGUACGAAGCUGGCUUGGAAAAGUUGGACAGUACUCACAGGCAAGUGGAGAAGAUGCAAGAGAUUUUAGUCGCGUUGCAACCGAAGCUCCUUGUCGCCGCUAAGGACGUGGAGGCCACGUUUCUCGACGUUCAAAGGGAAAGCGAGGAGGUAGCUGCCAUGGAGCAAGUCGUCAAGAGGGACGAAGAGGCUGCCAUGGUCGUCGCGAACGAAGCGAGCGCCAUUCGCGCAGAAUGCGACGCCGAUCUGCAAGAAGUGAUGCCGAUAUUAAACGCGGCGAACGAUGCCUUGAACACUCUGACUCCUCAGGAUAUUCAAAUCGUGCGAUCCAUGAAACGACCGCCAGCCGGUGUUCGAUUGGUGAUGGAAGCAGUUUGCAUUUUAAAGGACGUGAAACCGGAGAAGGUUAAGACUCCAGAUGGAGUUAUAGAUGAUUAUUGGAGGCCAUCUCUUCGCAUAUUGAGCGACAUGAAAUUCCUCGAAUCCUUAUUAACGUUCGAUAAGGACAACAUUCCAGAAAGGAUCAUGACGAAGAUCCGCACCACUAUCUUAACAAAUCCAAACUUCGAUCCAGAACGGAUCAGACAAGUUUCUACCGCCUGUGAAGGUCUCUGUAGAUGGGUCUUCGCUCUGUCAGAGUACGACAAGGUGGCGAAGAUCGUGGCGCCGAAGAAGCAAGCGCUGGCCUUGGCGGAGGCCGACUACAAUGAGGCCAUGAGGCAAUUGAACUUGAAGAGAAGUCAGCUCCAAGAAGUGCGUGACAGAUUGGCGAAGCUGGAGGAGCUGUUGGCUGAACGAAGAGCGGAGUAUCAGGCGAUGACGGACGAAGUGAACGAGUGCGAGGCAAGAUUAAGGAGAGCCAGGGAGUUGAUUGGCGGCUUAGGGGGAGAGUACACCAGAUGGUCCGAUACUGCGAAGGAACUGGGCGAGCGUUAUUACAAGCUGACGGGAGACAUUCUCAUCGGCUCCGGGAUCGUGGCCUAUUUAGGAGUGUUCACCACUCAGUAUAGACAGCAACAAAUCGACAACUGGGUGCAGAUUUGCACCGAUUUGGAAGUAAUUUGUACGAAGGACUAUCAGCUUACUCAGAUUCUAGGUGAUCCUGUGUUGAUACGGUCCUGGAAUAUUUUUGGUUUGCCCAGUGAUUUGUUCUCGGUAGAUAACGCGAUAAUUGUUACGAAUUCUCGACGAUGGCCCCUGAUGAUCGAUCCUCAGGGCCAGGCUAACAAAUGGGUGAAGAAUAUGGAGAAGGAAAAUAAUAUUCAUGUUAUUAGAUUGUCGCAGAGUGAUUAUAUGAGAGUGUUAGAAAAUGCUAUACAGUUUGGACAGCCAGUUUUGUUAGAGAAUGUGGGCGAAGAACUUGAUGCUGCAUUGGAACCGCUCUUGAUGAAACAAACAUUUAAGUCUGGUGGCGCGGAAUGUAUCAAGGUUGGGGAUUCUGUCAUCGAAUACUCUGCCAAUUUUCGAUUUUACAUUACAACCAAAUUACGCAAUCCUCACUAUUUACCGGAGGUAGCAGUUAAGGUAACACUACUGAAUUUCAUGAUCACACCGAUAGGCCUUGAAGAUCAGCUCCUCGGUAUUGUGGUAGCCAAAGAAAGGCCAGACUUGGAGUCUGAGAAGAAUCAGCUAAUCGUCCAAGGAGCCGCCAACAAGAAGAAACUGAAGGAGAUCGAAGACGAAAUUCUGGAAGUUCUGUCGACAGCAGAAGGAAAUAUUCUCGAGGAUGAAACAGCGAUUAGUGUACUUAGUUCGUCCAAGACUCUUUCUGAUGAGAUAGUCACGAAACAAACGGCAGCUGAGAUUACGGAAAAGUCUAUCGACGCUGCAAGAUUGGAGUACACGCCCAUAGCUGCUUACAGCACCGUUCUUUUCUUCACGAUUGCUGUCCUGGCGAAUAUCGAUCCGAUGUAUCAAUAUUCUCUGGCCUGGUUCGUGAAUCUGUUCAAUAGCACAAUCGACAACACGGAACGGGUCGAAGACAUUCAGCAACGACUGAAGGACCUCACGAAGCACUUCACCUACUCACUUUACGUGAACAUAUGUCGGUCGUUGUUCGAGAAGGACAAGCUUUUAUUCUCGCUACUGCUUUCGGUGAACCUGCUGAAUAAGCAGGGACGACUCUCGAUGCCCCAAUGGAUGUUUCUGUUGACCGGCGGCGUUGGCCUUGAGAAUCCUUUCGCAAAUCCCACGAAAUGGCUACCCUCGAAAUCCUGGGACGAGUUGUGUCGUUUGAAUAAUAUUCCAGGGUUUAUGGGAUUUCAAAACGCAUUCGAGACAACGCUGAAUGAUUGGAAAGCCAUCUUUGAUCAUAUGGAGCCUCACACUUUAACGUUUCCCGCGCCUUACGACAAGCUCAACCCUUUCGAGAGAAUGAUCGUGCUGCGAUGUAUGCGUCCUGACAAAGUUGUGCCAGCCGUCCAGCAAUUUGUAGAAGAACAACUGGGACAACAGUACAUCGAGCCGCCGCCCUUCGACCUGGUAUCGUCGUUCGCGGAUUCAUAUUCCUGCAGUCCCCUCAUAUUCGUGUUAACGCCUGGCGCCGAUCCUAUGGCGGUUCUACUGAAAUUCGCCGACGAUCAAGGUUUCGGUACAAACCGAUUGUUCUCCCUCUCUUUGGGUCAAGGACAAGGAGUUAUCGCCGCCCAGCUAAUCGACGAGGGAGUGAAAAAUGGUACCUGGGUGGUUCUGCAGAACUGUCACCUUGCCAAGAGUUUUAUGCCACAUUUGGAAAAGAUUUGUGAAAGCUUCACACCAGGAACUGUGCAUCCAGAUUUCCGAUUAUGGCUGACAAGUUAUCCAGUGGAGCAUUUUCCAGUUAGCGUCCUUCAGAAUGGUGUGAAAAUGACCAACGAGCCACCGAAAGGACUAAGAGCAAAUAUAAUCAGAUCUUUCUUGCAGGACCCAAUAUGCGAUGAGGAAUUUUUCGAGACUUGCAAGCAGAACGAGGCUUUCAAGAAGCUGCUUUUUUCCUUGUGCUUUUUCCACGCGAUUGUUCAAGAACGUAGGAAAUUUGGGCCGAUCGGUUGGAAUAAUCAAUACGAGUUCAACGAGACCGACCUACGGAUCAGUGCGCUGCAAUUGAGAAUCUUCUUGGAUCAGUACGAUGACGUUCAGUUUACGGCCUUGAAAUACUUAACAGGCGAAUGUAAUUAUGGCGGUCGUGUGACAGACGAAUGGGAUAGGAGAACUUUAAAUACGAUUCUUGUGAAGUUUUAUUGUAUGGAAGUCAUUGCACAGAAGGAAUACCUAUUCGAUCCUAGUGGUAUAUACUAUGUACCUGAAGUCAGUGAUUAUAACGAAUUUCUUGAAUAUAUUAGAUCCUUUCCAAUGGCCACUGCUCCUAGUGUCUUUGGGAUGAACGACAAUGCGGAUAUCAUUAAGGAUCAGCAGGAGACUGCAUCGAUGUUGUCUUCCUUAUUGGCAACGCAGUCUAUUCAGGAUAUUAAAGUGAAAAAAUCGAGGAAAAAGGACACGGGAGAAACGGAAACAGACGUAGGAAAAUCACCCGACGAGAUCGUCUACGGUGUAGCGUCUGAUAUUCUGUCAAAGUUGCCCGACGACUUCGAUCUGGUGGAUGCACUCGAGAAAUAUCCGACGUUAUAUAAUCAAAGCAUGAACACGGUGCUAGUCCAGGAAAUGGGAAGAUUCAACAAGCUUCUGCAAACGAUCAGGAAUAGCCUCAUAAAUGUUCAGAAGGCGAUCAAAGGUCUGGUGAUCAUGAACCCGGACCUCGAGGAGGUCUACGUAUCGAUAAUUACUGGAAAGAUAUCGAAGAUUUGGAUGAGGAACUCUUAUCCGUCGUUGAAGCCGCUAGGCAGUUAUAUACAGGAUUUCUUGAAGAGGCUCGCUUUUCUUCAGUUGUGGUACGAUGAAGGACCACCGACAUCCUUCUGGAUCUCUGGUUUCUACUUCACACAGGCGUUUCUCACCGGCGCACAACAGAACUACGCGAGGAAAUAUUCAAUACCGAUAGAUUUGCUCGUCUACGACUUUGUCCCUUUGAAGGAUACUGUUUUCCCUGAACCACCAACCGAUGGUGUUUACAUUUACGGUCUAUUCCUCGAUGGAGCUCGUUUCAACACGAGCACGAUGAAACUUGACGAAUCACUGCCGAAAAUUUUGUACGACGUCGUUCCCUACAUUUGGCUGAUACCAAUGAAAAAGGAGGACGUGGAGCAAAGAUACACAUAUACCUGUCCGGUGUACAAAACCACGGAGAGAAAAGGUGUUCUGUCGACAACCGGCCACUCGACGAACUUCGUAAUCGCCAUAUGGCUCCCGACGGACCAUCCACCGGAGCAUUGGAUUCUGCGUGGCGUAGCCAUGAUCUGCCAAUUGUCCGAUUAAACCUAUCGUCCCAUUGGAAUAACGAUUAUACUAUCUUCCGUUUAUGUAUCACGCAGCCGUAUAUCUCGUCGCCUAUCGGCAUACUUGUCCUUAUCGAUGAUAUAAUUGAAUUUGGUGUUCAAUUCCGACGAAGCGAUCAGAAGCAUCGUACGUUAAUUCGAUUCUCGAAGAGAGCCCGUCGAUCGAGCC